This is a messenger RNA of Zingiber officinale, 2982 nucleotides long. Its product is annotated as kinesin-like protein KIN-7K, chloroplastic. Gene Ontology annotation, molecular function: ATP binding; microtubule motor activity; microtubule binding. NCBI's taxonomy places the organism in Eukaryota, Viridiplantae, Streptophyta, Magnoliopsida, Zingiberales, Zingiberaceae. The transcript has 18 exons. The record is from RefSeq and is a predicted model, not a curated record. Gene Ontology annotation, biological process: microtubule-based movement. Bases 146 to 2458 code for a protein of 770 amino acids.
CACAUAUGUCGAGGCAAUAAAGGAGGAAGUUGUUUUAUCUCCUGGUCAUGCAUUGUCUUUUAUUGCCUCUGGUGAAGAACAUCGACAUGUGGGUUCCAACAAUUUUAACCUGUUCAGCAGCAGAAGUCACACAAUAUUUACAUUGAUGAUUGAAAGCAGUGCUCAUGGUGAAGAAUACGAUGGAGUGAUGUAUUCUCAAUUAAAUCUUAUUGAUCUAGCAGGAUCUGAGAGUUCUAAAACUGAAACGACUGGGAUAAGAAGAAAGGAAGGAUCUUACAUUAACAAAAGUCUUUUAACUCUUGGAACAGUCAUCGGAAAGCUUAGUGAAGGGAAAGCAUGCCAUAUUCCUUAUAGGGAUUCUAAGUUGACUCGACUUUUACAAUCUUCAUUGAGUGGCCAUGGGCAUGUGUCGCUUAUAUGUACAGUGACACCUGCAUCUAGCAAUUUAGAGGAAACUCAUAAUACACUAAAGUUUGCAAGUAGAGCAAAGAGAGUUGAAAUUUAUGCUUCUCGCAACAGGAUUAUUGAUGAGAAGUCAUUAAUUAAGAAGUAUCAGAAGGAAAUAUCGUGCUUGAAGCAAGAACUUGAGCAGUUAAAGAAAGGAAUGCUGUGUGGUGCAAGUCAAGAGGAAGUAAUGAGUUUGCGCCAACAGCUUGAGGAAGGUCAAGUGAAGAUGCAAUCACGUUUGGAGGAGGAAGAGGAAGCCAAAGCUGCUUUGAUGAGUAGAAUACAGAGACUGACAAAGCUUAUACUUGUUUCUACCAAAAACACAAUGCCUGCUUGUUUAACUGAUUUACCUCGACAUCAGCGCCAUCUUUCUUUAGGAGAGGAGGAUCAUAAAUUGGAUGUACUGUCUGAGAAUUCUCCACUCCCUCAAACUGAGAGUAUCCUGAAUGACACAGUGGCAUCUUCUCUGACAGAUUCAUUAGACAGAAUAACAAAUAUUAAAAUUCAAAAUAGUAAGCUGAUAGAAGAACAUUCCACUGUCAUUGGCUCGGUUACUAAUACAAUCCAGUCUGGGAUGAUCACUUCAGAUGAAAUGGAUCUUUUAGUUGAACAAGUAAAAAUGCUUGCUGGUGAGAUUGCAUUUAGUACAAGCACCCUAAAGCGAUUGGAGCAGUCUGUAGAUGAUCCGGAUGGAAAAAAGAUUCAAAUUGAGAAUUUGGAGUGUGAAAUACAGGAGAAACAAAGACAAAUUAGAGUGUUGGAGCAGCGCAUUAUGGAGAAUGGUGAAGCUUCAAUGACCAAUGCUACUUUGUUGGAUAUGCAACAAACUGUUGUGAGAUUAAUGACCCAAUGCAAUGAGAAGGGAUUUGAGUUAGAGUUAAAGUCUGCUGACAAUCGAAUCCUUCAAGAGCAACUUCAACAAAAGUGCUCUGAGAUCAAGGAUCUAGAAGAUCAGGUCUUUCAUCUUCAACAGCAGCUAAGUUCACUCAAAUUUGAGAAACAUCAGGAACUUGUUCCUGAAGAAGUCAAUAGUUUAAAAUGUAAACUUCAGUCUCAGGUGGAUGAGAAUGUUAAAUUUAUUACUGAGCGACUUCAAUUGAUUGAGGAGAAUAAUGAAUUGCUUAGCCACAAUAAAAGAUUAGCUGAAGAAGCUUCUUAUGCCAAAGAAUUGGCUUCUGCUGCUGCUGUGGAACUCAAGAAUUUGGCUGAAGAAGUUACAAAACUUACACUGCAAAAUGCAAGACAAGCUAAAGAUUUAUUAACUGCACAGGAUUUAGCUUAUUCAAAACCUGCUAAUGGUGCCACUCGCAGAUUCUCUGAAAGUAAGAAUGAGACAAUCAAACUCGGUAGAAGGAGUCGGCCUGCCAGCAGAAAUUCUGGUGGAGGAAACACUAAUAUCGAGAAUUGGGACCUCGAUCUAGAUGGAAUAAGAAUGGAAUUGCAAGUCAGGAAACAAAGAGAGGCUAGUUUAGAAGCUGCUUUAACUGUAAAAGAACACCUGGAAGAAGAUUACAAAAGAAAGCUUGAUGAAGCAAAGAAACGAGAAAAGACUUUAGAGAAUGAUUUGGCAAACAUGUGGGUGCUGGUUGCUAAACUAAAAAAGGGUGCUCAAUCUACAAACUUCAAUCCUGAUAAAUCAUCUACAACCCUGGUUGAUGCUUUGGAUAAUAUCCAAAUGAUAGAUGAGCACAAUGGCUCUCCUGAAUAUGGAGUAUCGCCGGAUUCUUUGGUCAAGCUGAAUAAUGAUCAAUUGAAUCAUAGUCAAGAAGAUGAACCUAUGCUUGUACGCUUGAAGGCAAGAAUUCAGGAGAUGAAAGAAAAAGAAUUUGACUUUUCAAGGAGCGGGGAUACAAACUCUCAUGUUUGUAAAGUAUGUUUUGAGUCAUCAACUUCUGCAGUACUACUUCCAUGUCGACAUUAUUGCUUGUGCAAACCUUGUUCACUUGCCUGCUCAGAGUGCCCACUUUGUCGCACUAAGAUUGUUGAUCGGAUCAUUACCUUCACUUCAUAAGUAGUCACCAUACUAGUUAUAAAAAGCUUCUUGAUGAGCAUAACCUUGGUCAAGUGGAAGGUUGUUGUCUUGAUACAAUCAUUUUCAUCCAUUCUUUAUUAGUUCGCUAGAAGGUACAUGCUCGAUUGUUGUUGCAUGUAACUUGAAUGAUUUCGUCUCCAUAGCUGUCCGUCUUGUUCAAAAUGUAGAUGUUUGCCCGUGUACAAUGAGCUUGUUGGAAGCUGUGGAAAUCAUUAGUAAGUCUAUACAUCAACAUCAGGCACAAGGAACUACCUGUUCCUAUAUGAUUCCUGAUCAUCAAUCCUUUUUCGCUCAAAUUGCAAUGUUAAAACAUGUUACAGUUGUAAGUUAACUUUUAAACCAAAUCUUUGAAAUCACUGCCAAAAACCAAGUGGUGGUAGAAAAGAAUGAUUUACCUUUGUAAAUUACUGGCUUUAUUUUGGACCUUAUUUGUAUGUAGUGUUGCAAAUGUUUUUUUUUUGAAAGAUUGUGGCAGUAAGUUACCGAGGUUUCACCUAACUGAA